AUGGAUGAGAACGAUCCUCCAAAGGAAACUGAAGGAACAAUUAGAGAGGGAAGAGAACCAGGAGAAGACAGUCAUGAAGACAAGAUUUCAAGAAGAAUAGCAGGAUUGAGUGUGUUGAAGGGGGAUGCGGAGAAAGAACAAGAAAUUCAAGAAGAGGAACAUUUGAUGGAAGAAAAGAAAAAGAAAAAGCAGGAAGAAAAGAAAAAGAAGGAAGGUGCUCAGAAAAAGGCUGCUGAACAAAAAACCAAAGUGCCAGAACCUAUUAAGACCAGUUUAAGCCAGCCCCAGCCUGCCGGUACCGGUACCAGUACUUCCACCAGCACUAUUACCAACAGCAGCAAUGGCAAGCGUGCAUCUGCUAAUGGGCAGCAGCCAGCUGCAUCCCGUUACCUGCCUCGUGAGGUGCCUCCACGCUUCCGCCAGCAAGAACAGAAGCAGCUCUUAAAGAGAGGUCAGCCACUGCCUACCGGGACUCUGACUGGCGCAAGCCCACCACAAGGUACUGGACAAGCAGGGGCAAGUCCUCCUCCACAGCCAGGAGCAGGUGGACAGCAUCAUCCCAGUAAGACCCAAACCCAAACAGCAGGCUGGGGAGAAAUGCCUACUGUCCACGCAAAGACUGAAUCUUCUUGGGGAGAGCCUUCAUCCCCUUCUGCUGCAGUUGAUAAUGGCACUUCAGCAUGGGGGAAACCCCCCAGCAGUGGUACAGGGUGGGGAGAUAAUUCUGCCGAGUCAGCAGGGACCUAUGGAAGAGCGAAUGCUCCAGCUGCUGCCCCAGCACUGUGCAAGCCAGCUUCUAAAUCUAUGCAAGAAGGCUGGGGCAGUGGUGGGGAUGAAGUGAACCUCAGUACUAGUCAGUGGGAAGAUGAAGAAGGAGAUAUGUGGAAUAAUACUGCUUCACAAGAGAGUAACUCCUCCUGUAAUUCAUGGGGGAAUGCCCCAAAGAAAGGACUUCAAAAGGGCAUGAAGACAUCUAGUAAGCAAGAUGAGGCCUGGAUCAUGAACCGUCUGAUAAAACAGCUCACAGACAUGGGCUUCCCAAGAGAGCCAGCAGAAGAGGCCUUGAAGAGCAACAAUAUGAAUCUCGAUCAGGCCAUGAGUGCUCUGCUGGAAAAGAAGGUGGAAAUGGACAAGCGUGGAAUGGGAGUGACCGACUAUAAUGGAAUGGUCACCAAACCCCUUGGCUGCCGCCCACCAUCAAUCUCCAAAGAGUCUUCCAUGGACCGCCCCACCUUCCUCGACAAGGAUGGCGGCCUAGUGGAAGAGCCCACUACUUCACCAUUUUUGCCUUCUCCAAGCCUGAAGCUCCCCCUUUCAAACAGUGCACUCCCUAAUCAGACCCUGGGCGGGAUUGCCUCAGGGCUGGGCAUGCAAAACUUGAAUUCUUCUAGACAGAUACCGAGUGGCAAUCUGGGUAUGUUUGGCAAUAGCGGAGCAGCACAAGCCAGGACCAUGCAACAGCCGCAGCAACCGCCAGUGCAACCUCUUAACUCAUCCCAGCCUAGUCUUCGUGCUCAAGUGCCUCAGUUUCUAUCCCCUCAGGUUCAAGCACAGCUUUUGCAGUUUGCAGCAAAAAACAUUGGUCUCAACCCUGCACUAUUAACCUCGCCAAUUAAUCCUCAGCAUAUGACGAUGUUGAACCAGCUCUAUCAGCUGCAGCUGGCGUACCAACGUUUACAAAUCCAGCAACAGAUGUUACAGGCUCAGCGUAAUGUUUCCGGACCUAUGAGACAACAGGAGCAGCAAGUUGCACGUACAAUCAAUAACAUGCAGCAGCAGAUCCAGCAGCACCAGCGCCAGCUGGCCCAGGCCCUGCUUAUGAAGCAGCAGCCUCCCCCUCCACAUCUAUCUUUGCACCCCUCUGCAGGCAAAUCAGCCAUGGAUAGCUUUUCACCCCAUCCCCAGGCUCCCGGCCUACCUGACCUGCAGACCAAAGAGCAACAGUCUUCACCGAACACCUUUGCUCCUUACCCUCUUGCUGGACUGAAUCCGAACAUGAAUGUAAACAGCAUGGACAUUACUGGUGGUUUGUCAGUGAAGGAUACUUCUCAGUCUCAGUCUCGCCUUCCUCAGUGGACACACCCCAACUCAAUGGAUAAUCUAUCUAGUGCUGCUUCUUCACUUGACCAGAAUUCUAGCAAGCACGGUGCUAUUCCUGGAGGUCUAAGUAUUGGUCCUCCAGGAAAGUCCUCCAUUGAUGACUCUUAUGGACGGUACGAUCUGAUCCAAAACAGCGAUUCACCAGCCAGUCCACCUGUAGCUGUUCCUCACAGCUGGUCACGUGCCAAAACUGAUAGUGAUAAAAUCUCCAAUGGUUCCAGUAUUAACUGGCCACCAGAAUUUCAUCCUGGAGUGCCGUGGAAAGGACUGCAGAAUAUUGACCCUGAGAAUGACCCAGAUGUCACUCCUGGAAGCGUUCCGACUGGGCCUACCAUUAAUACCACCAUACAAGAUGUUAAUCGCUAUCUUCUCAAGAGUGGAGAUUCUGAAUACAUAGAAGGAACUGAGGGACAGUUAUGGCUGAGGAUCCCUUCCAUGCCUUCAGGUCUUGAAGGUUCAAUUCUGCAUGGAAGCAUUGUGCAACCCCAGCUGCUUUCGAGAGGGUUCCGACUCAAUGGCAAGAGAGCAUGGUCAUCCCCAACAUCAUCUCAGAAUGCCACGCUGCCUUCAUCGAGUGCCUGGCCGCUUAGUGCCUCCGGCUACAGUAGCUCUUUCAGCAGCAUUGCAUCCGCACCUAGCAUUGCAGGUAAAUUGUCAGACAUCAAGUCUACAUGGUCCUCUGGCCCAAUCUCUCACACACAAGCCUCUCUAUCCCAUGAACUAUGGAAGGUACCCAGAAACACUACUGCUCCUACGAGACCACCUCCAGGUUUAACAAACACCAAGCCAUCAUCUACCUGGGGUGCCAGCCCACUGGGUUGGACCAGCUCUUAUUCCUCUGGUUCUGCCUGGAGUACUGACAGCUCAGGAAGAACAAGCAGCUGGCUGGUUCUGCGUAACCUCACACCCCAGAUUGAUGGUUCUACACUGCGGACACUGUGUUUGCAACAUGGCCCUCUAAUUACAUUCCACCUGAACCUGACACAAGGGAAUGCUGUGGUCCGCUACAGUUCCAAGGAAGAAGCAGCCAAGGCCCAGAAGUCUCUGCAUAUGUGUGUUUUGGGAAACACUACCAUCUUGGCUGAGUUUGCUGGUGAAGAAGAAGUAAACCGUUUCUUAGCACAAGGCCAGCCCCUGCCACCCACCUCCAGUUGGCAGUCCAACACUGGAACCAAUCAGACUCGUAUGGGCUCCACGAGCAGCUCUCAUGGAUUGGUGCGGAAUGAUGCAGGCCACUGGAAUACUCCCUGCCUGGCUGGCAAAGGGAGCAGCGAUUUGCUCUGGGGUGGGGUCCCUCAGUACUCAAGCAGCCUUUGGGGGCCCCCCAGCACCGAUGAUGGCAGGGUUAUUGGCAGCCCAACACCUUUGAAUACUCUGCUCCCAGGUGAUCUUCUCAGUGGGGAGUCCAUCUAGGAAAGAGAGAAACAAAGUG
Molecule: messenger RNA, 3532 nt
Organism: Terrapene triunguis (Three-toed box turtle)
Lineage: Eukaryota; Metazoa; Chordata; Testudines; Emydidae
Gene: TNRC6C
Product: trinucleotide repeat containing adaptor 6C
Exons: 23
Coding region: 1-3513 (1170 amino acids)
Biological process (GO): positive regulation of nuclear-transcribed mRNA poly(A) tail shortening; miRNA-mediated post-transcriptional gene silencing
Cellular component (GO): P-body; nucleoplasm
Molecular function (GO): RNA binding; protein binding
Source: RefSeq, a predicted model, not a curated record